GAUAUUGAUGAAUGUGUGUCAUCACCAUGUAAAAAUGAUGGCCAAUGUAAUAAUGAACUAGAUCGGUUCUCGUGUUCCUGUCAAUCAGGGUUUACUGGUAUAUUCUGUGAAGUUAAUAUAGAUGACUGUGAUGGAGUGCUCUGUCAGAGUCGUAAUGCUACCUGUAAAGAUCUGGUCAACAACCAUCAAUGCGUGUGUAAAGAUGGUUUCACAGGUACUGAUCCCAAUUGUAUAGAUAUAAAUGAAUGUGCUUCAAAUCCAUGUGUUCAGAGUCAAACUAUACGCUGUGAUAAUCUGAUUAAUAAAUACCACUGUCAAUGUGUACCAGGUUAUACUGGUGAAAGAUGUGAAAUAGAUAUUGAUGAAUGUCAAAUUGAUCCAUGCCAAAAUAAUGCCACUUGUGUUCAAGAUAUAAAUUCCUAUAGAUGUAUAUGUUUACCUGGUUAUAAUGAUAAAAACUGUAGUAAUAAUAUCAAUGAGUGUUUAACUGAUAUAUGUCGAAAUGGUGGAACUUGUACUGAUCUGGUAAAUGAUUAUAAAUGUGAUUGUAUAACAGGAUGGACUAGUAAAGAUUGUUCUGUUAAUUAUGAUGAUUGUUCUAGUAAUCCCUGUUUAAAUAAUGCUACAUGUCAUGAUUAUCUUAAUUAUUAUAACUGCUCCUGUCUCACUGGAUUUAGAGGAUUUACUAAUACAAACUGUAGUCUAAAUAUUGAUGACUGUGCCUUCCAUAAUUGUUCAUCUUUUCAACAAUGUUAUGAUGGUGUUAAUAGUUUUACUUGUGGCUGUCCUCCUGGCUAUGAAGGAUCACUUUGCGAUAUUGAUAUAGAUGAAUGUGCUGGGAAUAGAUGUCAGAAUAAUGCCAAGUGUAUUAAUGGUACUGGAGACUAUACAUGUGAAUGUCAAUUGACAUUAUAUAAUUUAACUCAAUAUGUACCUGGUAGUGAUUGUGGUCUGAAUAUAAAUGAAUGUGAAUCUGACCCAUGUCAGAAUAUGGGAACAUGUUUAGAUGGAAUUAAUGGUUAUAAUUGUUCCUGUAUUCCUGGUAUUACUGGCGCCAACUGUGAA
This is a messenger RNA of Lottia gigantea (owl limpet), 1065 nucleotides long. RefSeq lists its product as hypothetical. NCBI's taxonomy places the organism in Eukaryota, Metazoa, Mollusca, Gastropoda, Lottiidae. Gene Ontology annotation, molecular function: calcium ion binding; Notch binding. The transcript is spliced from 7 exons. Gene Ontology annotation, biological process: Notch signaling pathway. The annotation marks the transcript as partial. The record is from RefSeq and is a predicted model, not a curated record.